Molecule: messenger RNA, 678 nt
Organism: Jatropha curcas
Lineage: Eukaryota; Viridiplantae; Streptophyta; Magnoliopsida; Malpighiales; Euphorbiaceae
Product: fanconi anemia group D2 protein
Source: RefSeq, a predicted model, not a curated record
UUUUGAAAGAAAAGUUCACUCGUUGUUCAGAAACCAAAAAAAUAAGGGAAGGCGUCGCUGGUCGCUCUCUCUCUCUCUCUCUCUCUCUCUCUCUAUCUCUGGUGGAAAUCAGAAAUGAUUCGUACUCGGUUGCUUUGGUUCACAGUAGGUUUCUCUGUAACAUCAGCUGCAAUUGGCCAGUUCGUUUGGCGAGACCUUUUGUCUGAGCGGCAUGCCCUUACUUCUCGAACUAAGCAGACAUUCGAUGCCCUUGAAGCUAGAGUCUUGAAUCUCGAGUCUAUCUCUCACCAUAACUCGAAUCCUGCCCAGAUUGAUGGUUAGAUCAUACGUGGAUCUGAAAUGGGUUGCGACACCUAAUGGAUUGCUUUGCUGAUAAGAGGCAUUUGAGUUUUUAUCAAAAAAUUGGGGGCAAUGUUUAUGAUUAUGACAUAUCCUCAUUGCAAUCAACUUUGAAAUUCUGAAAGCCCCUUCUUUAGUUUCCUUUUUUAAUGCAUUGGAGAAAAACAUGUAGUUCUAUUGAUUUUACUUCUUCAAGGGGCAUAUGUAGCCCCAAAGUGUGACUGCAGCUUGAUCCAAAUUCAGCUUCAUUCUCUUAAAACCUGAGAUGAAACAAGUUAUUGCUCCAUUGAAUUGCAUUUGGAAGUGAAUAAUCUUAUCAUUUGUUCUUUGAGUUGUUAA